CCGCCGUUAAAGACAAGAAGAAGAAAGUUGCCGCCUCUGUGGGCACUGUCAACAGAAGAAGAAGAAAAUGGCGGAUGCUUCAAAUGAUACAGUGGUCGCCCAUCGCAUUUACACAAGUCUUCUGGCUGCGCACUGUCCCUUGUUAGAAGAUGGGUGCUUACAGGAUUCUGAGGACAUGCUGCAGCUCCUAUGCACUCCAUCCCAAUUUCGCACUGACAUACUGACCUGGAUCUGCUGCAGUAUAGACCCAAACUUUGCCAGUUUGAAAGAGAGGGCAUCGAAGAUCAGCAACCCGGAUAUUUUGAUAAAAGGGAUUGCUGUACUUGGCCAGGACUUGAUGCUGUGCAAAGGAGACAACCUGGACUUGAUAAAGGGGGAUGCAAAUUGCCGCCAGCAGCUUCAGUUUUUCGAGCAACUUCUCGCCGUGGUUCUAGAUUCCAGUGUGACCACUGAGCAUGGUGCAGAGAUGCUGCUGAACACGCUAUUUGCUACUGAGAGUCUGCCUCAUCUCACUCAAAUGCUCACGCCCUCCCUGGACCCGUGGCCUUCAAACAUGGCUUUACACAACAGUACCAAAUCAAAUCACAAGCCAAGAAGAGACGAUGCUGAGAACAUUGCUGCCCUUGUUCAGUCUACUCGCACCGUGCUGGAGAAGCUACAGUCUGAGUGCGAGUUCCUGAAAAAUGAGGUGCCGAGUGCCGGUGUCUUCACUCCCAGCGCACUGAAUUUGGCAAUGGGCGACCUCCAGCAGUUGAUGACUACUUUCUGCCACGUGUAUGAGACAGACCUGAGCGCUUGCUGCACUCGAGAGCCACCGGGUUUUAGCACAGAGACCGAAGUCUUCCAGAGAGUACACGAUCUGCUGCUGGCCUGCAAUACAGAGUUGGAAAUGCUAAACGAAGUGUCUGAUGCAUCAGCAUGUAUGAGCGACCAAGUAAGCCAGCUGCAAACAAAACUCUGCUGUGGGAGUCAGGGAAAGAAAAGCAAUCUAUCCGAGCAACUGGAUGAACUAACCAGGCGCUACAAAGAUUUUGUCUCCCGUCUUCAUUCCUCGGUGCAGCCAAUGCAGCAAACAAUACACCAAUAAAUGUCUCCAUCCUCAUGUCAUGCAGGGUCAUUGAAAAAGACUAAACCGAUUUCAUUAUGUAAUAUUUCAUCAAGGAAAAGCAGUUUUUUCCCUGGUGAGACACCAAAACGCCAUUACUGGAUAAUGCGGUAGCUUACCCCUGUAGGGUUAUUGAGAAGUGAAGUAGUAAACGUCCCUCCUUUUAAUGAAAUAUUCAGCUAGCUAAUUCUGCAGAGCCAACACUUUUGACAAAAAAGAUGGCGUAAAAAAAAACAUUGUGCGUGGGCCAACUUUCUUCCACACCACUAUACUGUAUUUUUACAGUUUUUCCUUUCACCUUUAUAUUUGGUCUUAAAUGUUGAUACCAUGUCAUAAUACUAUAUUCAGUGCUGUUGUGCAUAUUGGUGCACACCCUCAAAUUAAUUCAUACUAUCACACUGACUACAUCGGUUUGUUCUUUUUCAACAACCCUAUACUACUCUGUACUGUAUUUAUUAUUUUGAAAUUAAAGAUAAAUAGUC
This is a messenger RNA of Doryrhamphus excisus (bluestripe pipefish), 1587 nucleotides long. It is a transcript of the gene haus7, whose product is annotated as HAUS augmin-like complex, subunit 7. Gene Ontology annotation, cellular component: HAUS complex. The record is from RefSeq and is a predicted model, not a curated record. Gene Ontology annotation, biological process: spindle assembly; microtubule organizing center organization. Gene Ontology annotation, molecular function: microtubule minus-end binding. Lineage: Eukaryota; Metazoa; Chordata; Actinopteri; Syngnathiformes; Syngnathidae.